AUGACUCAACACACAUCAUCACCAACUGCCAUUCGAACCAUUUCCCACAAAAGGAACAAGCCUUCCUCAUCAUCGAGUACUCAAGCAAAAUUAUCGGCCUCUCGAUUAUCGUCUGGCAUGUUCAGAAAAUCUCAUAACGAAAAACCAACAUCCUCUCCAAAAAACAACCAGAACGGAAUCACGCCUCGACAAGACUACGUUUCAGUUGAGUCGCUAAGGCUCAAGCUCUCUCAAAAUUUGUUCAGCUCGGAGAAGAAGAAAAAAGAAGAGGAGGAAGCAGGGUAUUCCCUUCUUAGGCAGAGUUUUGAGAAAAUCAACGCUAUAUCGCCAAAUACUGCCCAAAACCUCCCUUCUUUAUCUCCGACUCAUCAAUCCUCUCAAAUUGCCACCUCCAAAUUAUUUCCUUCAUCUAGUAACACCAAUACAACCUCAACGAUGUCAUCCCAAAUAUUUCCCAUCCAACAAUUCGAUACACUUAAGAAAUCCAUGCCUGAAACAAAAACAGCACGAAGCUCCAAGGAGGGUGUUUCGAUACCUUCGCUGCAAUUAGGCAAAACUGCUAGGGAAGAAACUGACACCUUUGUAAGGGGGUUCCAGUACAUUGAAAGAUUAAAUCAGAGGGCCAAAUCUGCUGGAUAUUCAAGAUCAAACCUUUCAUCAUCAAGAACCACGCAAAAUCCAGGUUUUUUCAGCAGUCGCUCAAUUAAAUCGACGAUACCCCAAGAAUCAAAGUUGAAUGCUGAAAAACUGUCACAAUGGGAGAAUUAUGAAAACAAACGAGAAGAAGAGAUCCACAGUGAAGCAGUUAUUUCUUCCACAUUAGAGCCACUGCGGCUUCAAUAUGAUCCGAGUCAAAUUCGAAUGUCACCUGUUUCUCUUGUAAAUUCUCAUGGUGGUAAUAACUCAAAGAAAAACAUGAUCAAAGAUAUGAAGAUGAUGGCAGAAGCUUGUAGCCGUGCUGGACGACUGAAAAUGGAGGGGCUCAUUCACUACAAAAUUGCCAACAAAUACGAAGAACUUGGCGACGAUCUUUCGGCGAUUCCGCAUUAUGAAAGAUUUUUAGCAAUCAAUGAAGGACUAAAAGAUGAAAUGGCUCAGUGUCUAGCUUUAAACUGUCUUGGAGUACUGUACCAAAGAAUGGGAGGCACAGAAAAUUUAAACACUGCACUUAAAUAUCACAUGAUGCAAUGGGACAUUUCGGAACCUCAAGCCCAGGUAGUUAGUAAUAUCAACAUGGGAAUUAUCUUUCAGCAACUAGGUCAUUAUGAAAAUGCGUCUGACAAUUAUAAAAUGGCUUAUCAACAAGCUCAUAAAAUUGGCGACAAGCAAGGAGAAAGUAUAGCUCUCGCGAAUCUAGGAAUACUUGGCAAAGAACAAGGCGACUUAGUCACUGCCCAAACUUGUAUGGAAAAACAUUUAUCUCUAUCUGAAACGCUCAAUAAUCCAGUGGGAGAAGGUGAGGCAUACCAACAACUUGGAAUUUUAGCUUCGAAAAAAGGAGAAGGAGAUUUGGCUGUCAAGAUGCUUCACAAAGCUAGGAACAUUGCAAUGCAAUAUGACAAGAAAAAAGCAGAUCAAAUUUCUUGCAAUAUUGGCAUUAUUGAAGGAAACACUCGAUUUGAAGAAUAUAUGAAAACUAUUGGACAAAAUUAUUAA
This is a messenger RNA of Naegleria fowleri, 1656 nucleotides long. RefSeq lists its product as uncharacterized. The transcript has a single exon. The record is from RefSeq and is a predicted model, not a curated record. Gene Ontology annotation, molecular function: protein binding. Bases 1 to 1656 code for a protein of 551 amino acids. NCBI's taxonomy places the organism in Eukaryota, Heterolobosea, Eutetramitea, Acrasida, Naegleriidae.